GGUUCAACCUGCGCAUCUCGGACUCCAAUCGGACCCAGAUCAGAAUAAGACUAGAACCUCUACGGAUCAGUAGGAUCAGAGUUUAGACUCUUCUGUCACAUCAGCUCACUUUCAUCCAACCCUUAUUGGUUCGGAUCUUUCUUUUUUCUUAUUAUUUUUUGCGGAUAUUUGAUGUCGUUCUGUCCCGGUUCUGAUCAAGAUGUGCCGGAUCAGCGCGCCCCGCACGAGGCUGUGAACGCAGGACCACGGCGUGCCGAAGCGCGCGCCCCCGGCCGUGCGCGUGAAUGAAGAGAUGGCGCUAAAAGUCCUGAGUCAGGUGGUCUGUAUGUGUUUCCUGCUGAGUGGACGAGUUUCUUCGGUGGAACUAACCUGUGAGACGCUGAUCCUAGCAUCCACCAACUUGACAGCCAGGAUGUUGGUGUUGCUGAACCAGACGUUCACCAUCAGUAACUCAUCAGGUGUGUACUGUAACCUCUCUGUGGACGGCAUUGGGACCUGUUGGCCCCGUAGUGCAGCAGGAGAGCUGAUCUCCAGACCCUGUCCGGAAAAAUUCAAUGGCAUCCACUACAACACCACCAACCGGGUCUACAGAGAGUGCCAGUCUAAUGGAACCUGGGCCCCCCGGGGAAACUACAGUCAGUGCACCGAGAUCAUCGUCCUGAGGAAAAGUAAAGUUCAUUAUCAUGUGGCAGUGAUCAUCAACUACCUGGGUCACUGCAUCUCUCUGGGAGCUCUGCUGCUCGCCUUCAUGCUCUUUAUGAGAUUAAGGAGCAUCCGCUGUCUGAGGAACAUCAUCCACUGGAAUCUGAUCUCAGCCUUCAUCCUGAGGAACGCCACCUGGUUUAUCGUACAGCUAACUAUGAAUCCCUCGGUAACAGAGAGCAACAAGGUGUGGUGCAGGUUGGUGACUGCAGCCUAUAACUACUUUCAUGUGACAAACUUCUUCUGGAUGUUUGGUGAAGGAUGCUACCUGCACACCGCCGUGGUCCUUACCUACUCCACCGAUAAACUCAGAAAGUGGAUGUUCAUCUGCAUUGGCUGGGGUAUUCCAUUUCCCAUCAUCGUGGCAUGGGCUUUUGGGAAACUGUACUACGACAAUGAGAAGUGCUGGUUUGGGAAGAAGGCAGGUGUUUAUACAGACUACAUCUACCAAGGUCCUAUGAUCCUGGUCUUGCUGAUAAACUUUGUUUUCCUGUUCAACAUCGUUCGGAUUCUGAUGACCAAACUGAGGGCGUCGACCACUUCGGAGACCAUCCAGUACAGGAAGGCGGUGAAGGCUACGCUGGUGCUGCUGCCGCUGCUGGGAAUCACUUACAUGCUGUUCUUUGUGAAUCCAGGAGGAGAAGACGAAGUGGCACAGAUUGUCUUCAUCUACUUUAACUCCAUCCUGGAGUCUUUCCAGGGUUUCUUCGUCUCGGUUUUCUACUGCUUCCUCAACAGUGAGGUGCGCUCCACAGUGAAGAAGCGCUGGAUGCGUUGGCACGAUCGUCACUCCAUCCGCAGCAGGACGGUCCGUGCCACAUCGAUCCCUACGUCUCCCAGCAGAGUAUCCUUCCACAGCAUCAAACAGUCCUCCAACCUCUGAUCGUCCAAUCGCAGCCUUUAUUAGGACCACCCCAACCAAUCAGAACUCUACACUUGAACUGGAUCAGAGCAGCCAAUCAGUACAGGACACGUUUAUUAAGGUGAUCAAAGGGUCUGUCAAUCAAGAGGCUGUUUGCUGCAUCUCCACUCGGUGGACUCGACGAAUCAGCUGCUCUUAAUGGGUCCAAUGACGCACCAGGCAGCUAUGUUCAUGCUGUUGAUAUGGGUCUGUGGAUUGGUUAUGUCUGUGCUUAAACUUCUGAUCACCAGCUUUCUUUCCCUGCCUGCCAGCAGGGGGCGCUGCUGAACAUUUAAAGUCUGGUUCUUCUCUUUAUGUUGCUGUGAAUUCUGAAGACUAACCCUGGUUCUGUUUCUGCAGAAUCAAAGCACAAACCUCCCUUAAAGGUUCUAGCAGGUUCUAACACAAUGUUGAACACAUCAAAUGGGCUGCAGCUGAGAAGAAGGCCGAGUUUGAGGAACAAACAUGUGUCAGAGCCUGAUUUACAGAAACAUGGAACAGGUCAGAGAUUAAAUCCUGAGAAUGUAUUCUGAAUAAUUAACCUGUAAAUAGAUAAGGAACAUACAGUGGCUGAGGGAUGCUAGCAAUGUGUAAAUACGUGUUGCACUGCAAAUUCAAAAGGUCAUGUAAACUCGGAAAUGAAACCAACAAACAAACACCGAA
This is a messenger RNA of Cyprinodon tularosa, 2266 nucleotides long. It is a transcript of the gene crhr1, whose product is annotated as corticotropin releasing hormone receptor 1. Lineage: Eukaryota; Metazoa; Chordata; Actinopteri; Cyprinodontiformes; Cyprinodontidae. Bases 293 to 1585 code for a protein of 430 amino acids. Gene Ontology annotation, cellular component: neuron projection; plasma membrane. Gene Ontology annotation, molecular function: corticotropin-releasing hormone receptor activity; G protein-coupled peptide receptor activity; corticotrophin-releasing factor receptor activity. Gene Ontology annotation, biological process: adenylate cyclase-activating G protein-coupled receptor signaling pathway; cell surface receptor signaling pathway. The transcript has 14 exons. The record is from RefSeq and is a predicted model, not a curated record.